This is a messenger RNA of Tinamus guttatus (white-throated tinamou), 1141 nucleotides long. Lineage: Eukaryota; Metazoa; Chordata; Aves; Tinamiformes; Tinamidae. The record is from RefSeq and is a predicted model, not a curated record.
AUGGAAAAAGGAUGGCUCUUCUCCAUGUUUUAUUGGGUCACCGUGCCCACUGUCACAGGCCAACUUGAAGACAUCAUCACACAGGCAGACGUGGUCCAUGCUUUGCCGGGUACCGACGUGACCCUGGUGUGCAGCCUCCCACGAUCGGAUCUCCUCCACGUAACGCAGGUGCAAUGGUCCAAGACUGACGGCAACCAGCUUAUCCCAGUCGCUGUUUAUCACCCCGUUUAUGGCAUCCAGUACUUUGAACUUCAUGAGACAUCUUCCAACUUUUCGGUGUCCUUCAGCAUCGGGAAAUGCUGCAGCAGAGAAGCGCAAGGCGCUUGGUGUUCUUCUAGCCCCCAGGCCCUCCUGGCGUGCAACCAGUACGCUCUGCACCUGAGAAACGUCACCAUCUCCCUGAGCGGGCACUACGAGUGCAGCCUUGUCACUUAUCCCUUCGGGACAAAGGCCGGCAGUAUCCAGCUCAUUGUGGCAGCAGAAGAGGAGAAGCAUUACCUGAAGGAAGUGCAGUUAAACGAGACUCUAGAAAUUCCAUGUCUUGGGAAUGCGACCUCAGAAAAUCUGUCCAAUUAUCCUUUGAAGUGGCUAGUGGAGGAAAAUGGAAGCAAAGAAGAACUCAUAGCUAAGGAGCCCUCCACUGCUGCGGUAUACAGGAACCGUAGUGUGUUGCAUGGAGAAAGAAUCCACCUGGGUCUGAAUAAUUCCCUAAAGAUUUCCCCCACCAAGCUCUCUGAUGACGGCAAGGUGUUUUCGUGCCAUGUGGUGUACCAUCCAGAGCGAACCCGCAAGACCAGCACCACAGUGAGAGUCCUGGCCUACCCUGAAAUCUCUGUCACCCUACAAGAGGGCUCAGCUGGCACCUUGCAAAAACCUAACGUCAGCUGCGUGGUGAGGAAGGCGUUCCCCAAGCCCCGCCUGGUGUGGUACAUGGACAGAGAGAUCCUCACGGACCAGUCCAGAGAAAUAUCUGUUGAACAAGAAGAUUCACAAGAUAAUGAAGGUUUCUAUCAGCUACAGUCAACACUGAUGUUGCAUGAAACCCCAAAGGCUCAUAAGAUAUUCUCAUGUGCAUGUCUGUUUUCCAUCCAAAGAAAUGAAAUAUGGAAUAUUUCAUCAGAAGAAAUAUUUUUUUCUUUUG